AUGCUUUUAAAAGUAUCAACUACACUGUCUUUAACCCAAGAUAAAUCUUUUAAACUACUUUUUAUAGAUUCAGAUAAUUCAUAUAAACUUUUGUUAAACGCCAUUGAAUAUUUUGGGGCUUAUAAAAAAUUUAUUAAAAUUCUAAUAAACGUAACAUUUCUUCAGUCACUAUUCUCUUAUGAGGUUGAUAAUCAAGAGACUUAA
Hepatospora eriocheir is the source of this 204-nucleotide messenger RNA. The record is from the annotation of a GenBank genome assembly. NCBI's taxonomy places the organism in Eukaryota, Fungi, Microsporidia, Hepatosporidae.